Messenger RNA from Bactrocera neohumeralis, 2420 nucleotides. Its product is annotated as thiamine transporter 1. Gene Ontology annotation, molecular function: vitamin transmembrane transporter activity. Gene Ontology annotation, biological process: vitamin transport; transmembrane transport. Bases 547 to 1893 code for a protein of 448 amino acids. The record is from RefSeq and is a predicted model, not a curated record. The transcript is spliced from 5 exons. Gene Ontology annotation, cellular component: plasma membrane. Lineage: Eukaryota; Metazoa; Arthropoda; Insecta; Diptera; Tephritidae.
GAAUGUAUAUGUAUGUCAACAUAUUUAGAUCACAAUGUUUAGUUGUUAAUAGUUAAUCAAAUAAAAAUAAAAAGUGUAUAAAUGAAUUAAAUUUUGCGUAUAAGAAGCAAUAACGGGUAAAGUAAGAGGUAUACACUUAUACUCGUAGUGUGCAUGAACAGUGAUAAUAGCAUGCACAGGAAGUAUCCUCUAAUUGUCUACUUAAGAUGAUUCUCAUCUUAAGCCGAUAAAUUACCAAACAAGAAUAAUAUGGAACUUUUGAAGUGCUACACUUACACUUACUUACAUAUGUACCUCCAUAACCGUAUAUGAAAUGCAUAUGAAGACUUUUGUUAAAAAGCAAUACAUGUUUUAUAUACGAACUGUUUCGAUACAGGUAUGACAUUUCGUACGCGACAAUUGACGGAAAUAGUCGACAAACGGCUGCAUACGCUUUGGCGCAAAGAAUCAACCAGUACACUUGGUCGCUCUCCACGCAGUUAUACGAAUAUUUGAAUACGUGCACGACGAUUAUCUCCUUGUGUCUCAUAUCAACGUCAAAUAAUUAUGAAGGAAUGGCUCAGAAUCUCAUGCUUAUUGUGCAUAUGCGGUUUUGCACGCGAAAUUCGUCCUUCAGAGCCAUACUUAACGGAAUAUUUGAUAAGUAGCAGAGCAAAUAUAACACGGGAUGUGAUCAGCCAAAAAGUCUAUCCUGUGGUGACCUAUUCUUAUCUGUCCACACUUGUGCUAAUAUUUCUAGUCACUGAUUUUCUGAGAUACAAACCCUUGAUUAUUUUGAUGGGCUCUUGUGGCACAAUAGUAGCAUCGAUGCUACUCUGGACCACCACAUUAACUGCCUUGCAAACACUUGAAUUUUUUUACGGUCUUUAUUUGGCCUCCGAAGUGGCUUAUUACACUUAUAUUUACGCCAAAGUGGAUAAACGGUACUACCCCAAGGUCACUGCCCAUACACGAGCGGCCAUGUUCAUGGGUAAACUAGUAGGAGGCUUUUCCUCACAGCUACUCAUUAAUUUGAAGCUAAUGAAUUACAAAUCGUUGCAUUAUAUAACAUUAAGCACUCAAAUCUUUGCUACAUUGUGGGCCUUCAUUUUGCCAAACGUGGAUAAAAGUUUAUAUUUCCAUCGAAAGCAGGAUGUGCAUGUUGUGCAACCGACGGCAGUUGUUAACUCAUUAUCUAUGGAGUUACAAGAUGCAAAUUCAAUUAAAAGUCAGAGCAAAGAAAGUGUUAAACCAAUUUCACCUUUAAACUUGCUGUGGUCACAUUUCUAUAAUGCCUAUAGCAAUUUAAAGGUAGUCCAAUGGAGUAUUUGGUACGCGGUCAGUUUGUGUGGUUAUUUGCAAAUCAUCAUGUAUAUGCAAGUGUUAUGGAUUGAAAUUGAGCCGAAUAUGGAAAUUGCUUGGAAUGGUGCAGUUGAUGCCGUAUUAACAGCAAUGGCGGCUCUAAUGGCUUUGGCAGCUGGGUACAUUCAUGCUGGCAGAUUGAAACCACUUCAAAGUUUAUUAGUUUUGUCCAUUUUUGCGGCAAUGGAGGGAGGAGCUAUUUUACUUUGUUGUCGGACGUCGAAUAUAUACAUCUCUUACGUUGCCUAUACACUUUUUGGCGCCUUUUAUGCCUUUAGCAUAACUGUAGCGAGCGCUGAAGUGGCACGUUAUCUGGAAGAAGAAAGUUUUGGACUAGUAUUCGGUGUGAAUACUUUUAUAGCGCUUGUAUUUCAAACACUUUUAACAAUAACGGUGGUUUCAAACUCUGGUUUAUCUUUGAACGUACGUGGCCAGUUCACCGUGUACGCAUUUUACUUCAUCGGUGCGAGUGUUAUUUCCAUCUUAUUUGUGGCUGUAGAAUAUUUCAUUAAGAAAAUUACAGAAAAGCCCACAAAUAUAGGUCUGGAGUAGUUUUUUUGUAAUACUUAUUUAAAAAACGAUAUGCUAUAUUAGUAGCUCGAGUUUUGUAGGUGUUUUGUGAUGAUCUACACAUUUUAAUAUUUUGGGUCGUUAUCUUUGAUAUUUACAAGUUUGGAUAUAAUUGAAAGCAGUUUAAUAUUAAACAACGUAAAAGGUACGCACAAAGACACGACUAAAGAUGACUCUCCAAAUAAAGACUUUAUAAGCACGCUGUAAUAUUUGCGCACAAAGAUAAUAAAUUAUUAUGAAAUGAUAUGAUAAAUUUUAAGUCAUACUUAUGUAUGUACAUAUAUAAAUUCUCAAUGGAAUAAUUGGUGUUAUGGUGGAAUAACCAAAUAAAGACUUUAUAAUUACGAUAUAAUUAUAAUUCGUACAUAUAUACAUAGAUCCUAAUGAAAUAAUUGGUGUUAUGGUGUAAUAACCAAAUAAAGACUUUAUAAGCACGCUGCAAUAUUUGCGCACAAAGAUAAUAAAUUAUUAUAUAAGUGGCUCACAGCUUAUUUUUAUGAUAAAUUUAA